Molecule: messenger RNA, 2346 nt
Organism: Stylophora pistillata
Lineage: Eukaryota; Metazoa; Cnidaria; Anthozoa; Scleractinia; Pocilloporidae
Source: RefSeq, a predicted model, not a curated record
GUGAAAGAAUUCCUCCGCCCAAAACUCCAGCUUCUUCGCGGAAACUAGGUGCCCAAGAACAAGAAUCAUCUGGUCACGAGAGUUUUGAUUUUGAGGAAAAAGUAAAAAGGCUAUCAGCUUGUUUCUAUGGACAGUUUGUUGAAGUUUGUUCGUGGGAUUCACUCGCGUGGACCAUGUGCUUCAGGCAAUGUUAAGCUCAUUGAGAGAAGCAUUGAGAGAUUUGGUAUCAGCAGCUCUUUGUUUGCUAAGUGCCAUGAGUGUGGCAUGGAGGAAUUUAUGGCUACAGGAGAGCAUGAUGGUGAUCAAGAGACCCCGAGAACCAUCCAGGGUAAAGAUAUCAAUAGACGAGUAGUUUAUGCUGCUUUUGAAAUGGGAAUUGGUAGAGAAGGGGUGGCUAAGCUAUGUGAAAUCCUAAACAUGCUAUUCAGCAUUUCCAUAGACACUUGGUAUAACCAUGAGGAAAUUCUGCAUGCUGCACAAAGUCACCAAGGAGCAGCGUAAAGCCAAUGGGAAUGAAGCAAAACAAGUCGCAAUAGAUGGAGGAACCUCAAGAAAUGAUAACAGUUCUCUUGUUGAUAUCCCUGUCACCUUUGAUUGCACUUGGUCAAAGAGGGGUUUUACUGCUAGUCAUUGUGCUGGUUUAGCCUGCAAAGACAAGUCUCAUCAUCUGGAUGCUGUCUUCAAAGAGCCAUUGCUAAAGAUUUAUGAAAGAUUAAGUGAGUCAGCAUUGUUGCAAAGGCCUGUUUGCCUGGCUACACACAAUGCCAAUGAAUCUAUCAAUUCUCUUGUCUGGAAAGUGUCCAAAGCACAAGUGGCAUGGAUCAAAGAGAAUAGGAAUGGUUGCAAAUGCUGCUGCCCUUCAUUUUAGUUGUGGCGCAACUAAGAAACACAAUGUUAUGAGGGAAGCAGGGCUUGUUGUGGGACACCAUACCAACAGAGCUAGUGAAAGAAGAGACUCAGGAAGAGUAAAACAGGCUGUGGCAAGAGUGCAAGAAAAGCACAAGAAAUAUAGGCUUGCAAGGAAACAAGCAAAAGCAAAAGAAGAAGAACUCCGAGUCAGGAGAGAAGGAAUGUCAUAUAAAGCAGGCAGUUUUAAUGACAUUGCUACUCUCAGAGAGCGUCAAAAGAUAAAACGGAACAAGAAGAGACAGUUAGGAUAGGUGUAAGCAGUGUAUCAAUGUAAAUUUGUGAGUUUAUGUAAGUCAAGGGGCUCUAAGUAGCAUCUAACUAUAUUGGUCAUUUUUAACUUGCAUUUCUCAAAUUAUGGAAAUUUUGUUCUUUUCGUACUUGCCCCUUAAAUAUCUUUUCAACAUAUUUUCACCAUAUUUUGCACAGUUAUAAUAGAUAUUAUAGUUAACAAAUUAAUUGAGCCUCUUGAAAAUUCCACAUAAAACAGAAAUUACAGUCUGAUAAAUAUUCUCUGUCGAUAAAUGGUUGUCAUGGUAACUACAGUUGGCAAAACCCCAAAAGGCUCAAUUACUUUAUAGAGUGUGUUGUGUAAGUGCUUUGUACUAAGUUACAGCUCUAUAGCUCUUUUAGAACACAAGAAUUUCAAGGGGAAGCUAGAACAAGUAAAAAAUUGUCUCCCGGAAUUCAUUAGUUAAUAAUUAACUUCAUUAAAGAUUCUGGUGUCUAUUGAUCAUGUUGUCUUACUUAUUAGUCAUUGAUUAAUGCAUGUGCCAAGUUUUGACUGUUUUCUCUCAAUUGUAAAUUUUUUAUGCAUUAUUUUAUAUCCAAGUGAAUUUGCCCCAAAAUGUAACCAGAAUGCCCCCUUAAAUGUUAUUUUGACAAAGCCACACAGUAAUUUAGUAUAAUGUCACUUGUAACGCGCGCUGUCAUUGGUUGAAAGGGCGUGCUCUGUAUGGAGCUGAGCUGCGUAAUUAUUUUUUUCGAUGAUUAAGAGCGAAAUUUCGGAAAACGCGAGCGGGAAAGUAGCCACAGAACAACCAAUUAAAGGUUUGUCAACAUGUCAAGCGCCGUAAUUUGCUUUAUUAUAACGAGCUUUAUAGGUUUUCACGCUCAGUUAGAUUCAAACUUAAGUACGGUAAUAAAACUCAAGCACGGCAAACACUCGUAUAGUAUUUAUAGUUUCGUGUUUAAAAACAAAGCAGGUAGAAGACUUGAAGUUAUAUCCAAACUGGCAUAAAUGUUUAAAAUUCAUACGAUCCAUGACGAUGUCAGAGUAACUGCGAUUUUGCUGAGGUCUUUCGCGGUUAGCUCAUCGGGCGAGCUCUCAGCAGUGAAGCAAGCCACUGAAAAAUCGUCGGCCGCUCAUCGAGUGAAUUGAACUACCGUAAUUUCAUUUUUGUAUGGCUUACACAAAGUGUGUAGCCACAUUAUGGCACG